Messenger RNA from Plectropomus leopardus (leopard coralgrouper), 3772 nucleotides. It is a transcript of the gene dact3a, whose product is annotated as dishevelled-binding antagonist of beta-catenin 3a. NCBI's taxonomy places the organism in Eukaryota, Metazoa, Chordata, Actinopteri, Perciformes, Serranidae. The record is from RefSeq and is a predicted model, not a curated record. Gene Ontology annotation, biological process: negative regulation of canonical Wnt signaling pathway. Gene Ontology annotation, cellular component: cytoplasm.
AUAGGCUCCACCAGCAGCUGUCUGUGAGACGACGCAGCGGAGCUCGCAGAGGAGGGGAAUGGGUCCGAGUCCGACAGCGGUGAGUUCAGCAGCUGAAACCUCCAGCCGCUGCCGCUCCUCUGCGCGGAUCCACAGAAGAAGAAGAAGAAGAGUGACUCCAGGCUUGAGCGGAUUUAUUUAACCUCCAUUUGUUGGGAAGAGGAGGUAAAAAACUGGAGGCGAGGAUGUCUUUGCAAAAGCUACCGGGUUCUUUUGGAGUCAUGUUCCCAGCGUUCUCCCUGCCCAUGAAAGCGGAGCGCAGUCGGAAUAAGGAGCGGCUGGAGGCCAGCCUGGCCGGCUUGUGUGAGCUGGAGUUGCUCAAACAGAGGCAGGAAUGCCGGGUGUUGAGCGCUCUUUGCCUCGGGGACUCUCCGGCUCCGGGGCGUCCGCCUUGGGGAGCUCUGCGGUCUGCACGCUGCGCCCUGGACGCACCAAACGGCGACGCGUCGGAGGACUACAGCUUCGGGCUCCAAACUAGCAGUCUCCAGUGUACGCCCUGGGGUAUAAAGGCGUCUUUAGAACAGCAGGUGGCAGAGCUGAAGGUGAACACUGAGGUCCAAUCAGCAGAUUCCCCUGCUGAUCUAGAGGACAGCCACCUCACUGCAGGAGAGGUUCUUGCAGCCAAGAAAAAUGGAUCUACUGAAUCAAAUUACCACCCUUUGGUCCCUCGUUCCUUCUCAGCACCUGAAGGGACAGGGGAGACAGAGACAGGAGAAACAUGGCUGUCAGACCCAGCGAGAUGCACCACGGCUACCGAUGCUUUGGGGGAGAUGAAAGAUGUCGACCCCAGUCAGGAAGAUCAUAAACAAGCCCAAAAAGUUGAGACCUAUAUAGUUGGAUUGAUCCAACGCCGAGCUCUACCCACGCGCCCCUCAAAGCCUCGCACCAGCCUGUCACAUGAUGCCCGAGCUGUUAGUGUGGUGAGGCAGAGUAGUUUAUGCCGCAAGGAAGAGCAUCAAUUACCAAAACAGGUUUCCAUUCAAGAGAUCUCUACUCCAUCCCAAUGUUCGGAGGGAACUGCUCCACAGGCUUGCCAUAACCUUGAUCAGGAGCCCUACCUUGGCUCAGGGUUUACUGAGGAAAUUCCACCCCCAUACGUCCACAAUCUCCAGCAAAGUAUCCAGCAUCAACAAGGGCUUUAUCACAGGCCCAGGCAAGCUGCCAUGAUUAACAACUCCCGUUCAACAUUGCUGGACUAUCCACCUUGCCGAGUUCUGCAAGUUCAACCAGAUUCCAGCAAUAGCGAGCCUGAUUCACCCCAACAUUUCCACAACUAUCCUUCUCCUCCAGCUUCAUCAAAGCCUCACCAACCAUUUUCGCCUGAUGAGCAGCUGGUAAAUGCAGAGUAUAUUCCAGCUCAGCCUUGCCGAGCCUCCACUAGAGCUUAUGCCCAUCCGCACUCCAACCCCAACAAGGGUUCUGGAGCACCCAAACCCAACCGAAGCACAUAUUCUCCAGAAAGAGGCCACCAUCAUCAUCAUCAUCAUCAUCAUCAAGAGCAGCAGCCCACAGCUUCUCAGAUCCAAUCCUCCAAAUCCAGAGGGGGUCCAAAGAAGUGUCGCUCCAGUGAAGACCGAAAUGGUGCCAGCAGGAAGCCAGGGAAGAAGGCAUGUAGGUCUCAGUCAGAAAACAGCCUGCAAAGGGCUCCAGAACGCAAGUACAAUACAGUAGAGAGGGAUGGUGGAGGAAGUGGAAGCGGUGGAAGGGGCAGUCGCAGUAGUCAAUCCAAGAGCAAGAAACAGCAGCAAGGAAGUGGUAGCUGCCGGCGCUGGCAGUCCACCCAGGAGCUCAGCCAAGACGAGGCUGACCAGCCACCCAUGCAGGCACCAAUGCAAGGAUCUUCAGCUUCAAACCAAAGGGACCACUGUUCAAGACGCACACGCAAACCUCGCCCUACGCAUGUAUCAUAUGCCUACCCACACCAUCACCACUCCCACCAUCACCAGCACAUGGAGUACCAGUUAGAGAGGGACCAAGUGCCACUCUGUCAGCCAGGUGAGGACUACCCUCACCCACGUCAGGGUGAGUCUGAGUCAAGCAUGAGUGAGGCUGACUCACCAGAUUCCAGCUCUUUGUCCAGUGAUUCAGAUGAGAGUGGUGGUCUGGUUUGGCCCCAGCAGCUACCCCCUCAACUUGCCCUCCCGUCACCUCCUGCCCCACCUGGGGCACCUCUGCAACCCAAGGCUUUUGUCAAGAUUAAGGCCUCGCAUGCCCUUAAGAAGAAGAUCCUGCGCUUCCGCACUGGUUCACUGAAAGUGAUGACGACCGUAUAAAGUGGAAUACUGGCCCAACGAAAACAACACGAGCUGCAGAGCUUUGGACUUUGUCGAACGAUGGACCACAAACAACAGUGGAUUUAAAAAUCCAUUUGUACAUAAAAGUUCUAUUAAUUUGGCUGACUGAAUUGAUCGUAUUGUUUUAGGUCAGCCUUAAUGAGCAAUGAAGGAAAUGGCCAUCACCAUACAAGCCUUUUUGUUUCAAAAAUGAGAUGUAAAACUGUACAUUAAGUGUUACAUUGUACUAAAAGUCCUUAUAUGGAUGACUAUUGUUUUGUCAAAGGGUACCAUUUUUGGCCACAUUGGCCCCUAAAUAUCCCCAACCGUCAACAUGUCCACACCCACUGAUAGAGUAUAUCAUAGUCCCUGCUGGCAUUGUCUUUUAGGUCACAGUAAACUGUAUUUGGUGAUUUUAAGUUCUGGCCAGGCACAGAUUAAUCCCUAAUAUAUUCAAUUUUAAGGGACAUUGGGCCUCUUGUGAGUUUAUUUUUGUAUUCUCAUCCUAAACUCUCCUUGCUUUUUUUGAGAGGCUUGUUGGCACGAGUGUUCCCAAGUCUUAUUCACCAAACUGUCUUAACUAUAUACAUAUUUUGCUUCAAACUGAAAAAUCCAUGACUGGCUGAACAUUUGUGAGAUUUUAUCAAUAGUAUAACCAACACUUUUCUAUGUGCAGAUACCUGUCCUUGAAAAAACAAGUGUCCCAAACUGGUUUCUUAUGCAAAUCCUUCAACAAUUACACACAAGCACAUUAGAAACUCAUUGUUGAAAGCUUACAAUGCUAUGAUAGGCCACAGUUUCCUCAUAUUGGACUGUAAAAACCUCCUUUGUUGCUGAAAUGAUGCAUAUCUUGUUAUUGAAUUGUUCAGUCAUAAUGUAAUAAAAUAGGAGGAUAACUCAAGACAACCAAAAGUUAAUGCUUCCUGCAUGUUUUUCUUCACAAACACAGCUUUUAAAUAUUGUGGCUGGAAGUAAAUUUAUAUGUCAGACAUGGAGAAAUGUGACCACAGUACAUAAAAGAGUCGUUGUGAAGGAGAGGAUUGUUACAGUACAAAGUGCAUUUUGUCUGGUAUUUGUGGUUGAGAUAGUAAAUCUCACUGUAGAAAGAACCAACUUUCGGCCGAAAAGAAGACUGUGAAUCUUUCACUGUAGCAGCAGUCAUAAACCAGCUAGAUACCGCAGUAGCAAGAUUUAAAUUGUCUUUUAAAAGUUUUGAAGAGAUCAAAUGUCUCACUCGCAGAGUCGAGUAUUCUCAAAAGACAUGAUUUAAAAUGUUGAGUAGCAAAUUACAGUUUCUACUGUUUUAAUGGUAAUAGUAGGCUACUUGCAAACUAAUAAAAUAGUGCCUGCCCAAAGAAUGUAAUGUUACAAUGUCACUUUGAGCAUUUGACAGUAUUAUCAUGUAAAGUGCACUAGCCAACUAUUAGCUUCUUUUUGUAUGAAAUGUGUUUGACAAAAUG